GAGAAAGAAUAGCUGUGCUCCGCUGCACCGCCCUGACGAGGAUGGUGGCCGGGUCUCCUGCACUGCUCCUCCUGCUCAGCCUGGGGCUCUGCUUCACCGGUGCCCAAGGACAGGGGAACACGAUGGCAGUCAGUUUCCUCAACAGGAGUAUGAAGCACCCAAAGGAAGGGCAGCGGCUUGGGCUCGAGUGUCAUACAUACAAAACCUCCUGGGGAGUCUCCUGGAUCCGCCUGGACAAGGAUGGCAACCUUCACUUCAUUGUCUACAUUUCCAAGUUUUCCUCAACCACUUUCCCAGGGAACAAGGGAGCAUCUUCACAAUUUGAGGUGUCAAAACAAGGCAGCUCCUAUCGGCUGACAGUGAAGAACUUCAGGGCACAGGACCAGGGGAUCUAUUUCUGCAUUGCCAACAUCAACCAGGUGCUGCACUUCAGCUCUGGACAACGUGCUUUCUUCCCAGUCACAACAACAACAGCAGCACCCACCACACUCAGAGCAGUCACACUCACUGCCACCACCCAGAGCAGCCAGGUCACCAUGAAGGACAUCUCCCAGCACAGCCCGGAUCCAGGAAGAAGCAAGGAGAACAUGCCCAAUUUCUGCUGUAAAUUAGUCAUGUGGGUUAACCUGGCUUGUGCCUGCCUCCUGCUCCUCACUGCCAUAACCAUCACCACCACGCACUGCCAAACAUCAUAAUUCAAUGAAAGCAAUGAACAGUAGUGACAGAGAAGCAAAAUGGGGAGGAGUGUCAUGGAGGGAGAUUCAUCCUGAAGAGUUCCAUGCCAGCUUACAGCAAACAACAGUGCCUUUAACAGGCUCUGCCUUAAGGCAGAACUCAGUAUUCUCCUUUAUUCUCAUCAAACCUCCAUUUCAAAUGCAAGAUUGAGAUUUAAGAGUAAAUUCAGAAAUCGUCACUGUUACUUUGGAUUCCUCCUUGCUAAACAGAUCAGACGUUCCCAUGCUAACAGCAGGAAGCAUCAGCAGUGCUGUAAUGGACACAGCCACGCGUCACACACGCUCACCACAAGCCCAUCCCUUGCAGGACCAAGCUCACCGUAAGCAAGCAGUGCUGCGUCGCUGCUCAGCAGAAGGCACACAGGCGUCCUCCUCAAGCACCGCACGGAGCCCAUCAGCAACACACACAGCUGCCCUGAUGCUGCGCGGGCAUUUGGCUGCUCCUCCUGUGCUGCCCACCAGCACUGCACACCUCCCGCGGCCUGACGUGCUCCUGCCCCACACUGCUGGGACACACCCAGACCACGGGGGACAGCGCUGACCCGAAGAAGCCGGGCAGCUCCGUGCCGCUGUGGAAAAGUGCUGUGUGCUGUGCUGGACAGCUGAGCCUUCCACGAGAUGACCAAUAAACCCCUCAUAUACAAAACUCA
Molecule: messenger RNA, 1384 nt
Organism: Gallus gallus (chicken)
Lineage: Eukaryota; Metazoa; Chordata; Aves; Galliformes; Phasianidae
Product: T-cell surface glycoprotein CD8 alpha chain-like
Exons: 5
Coding region: 42-695 (217 amino acids)
Source: RefSeq, a predicted model, not a curated record